AUGAAUGGUGGCCGAGACGAAAGGCCAAGAUGGUUGAUUGUUGAUAGUUGUUAUGGUGAUGGUGAGCACGGUGGACCUCGGGAAGCACAGUGGACUGUCAUGACAGGUGAUUUGUUGAAGUGGAUGGUUGACCUGACCAGCCUGCCGAUUGUCCUGAAGCCGAAGCCCGCCACGGUCAGACUGGAGGUGGUUGAUUGA
Molecule: messenger RNA, 198 nt
Organism: Penicillium mononematosum
Lineage: Eukaryota; Fungi; Ascomycota; Eurotiomycetes; Eurotiales; Aspergillaceae
Exons: 1
Coding region: 1-198 (65 amino acids)
Source: RefSeq, a predicted model, not a curated record